UUGAAAACUCAAGCAACGGUGCAUUUUGAAUAUUUGAAAUCGUAUUCAUUUCAUCAGACAGAUUCUCGUAUAAUAUCUUCUUUAAUUUGUGGAUUCCCGAUAUGGAAUCUGCUGGUUUAUUAAAUUACCAAAGGAGUAGUGUUGCGGAUUCUUCUAGUUUGACUCCUGUGAAGCCCAGACUCGGGAGAUUUGUGGAUGUUUACUCGCCUGAGCAUCUAAAUAUAACACCACGACCAAAACCAAAACUCACGUUCACUGAAGCCAGGGAUGAUAGUCCAAAUCUACAUACCCCUGAAAAGUAUACCGAAGUUGAUUUUAAAUGCAGAACUGCAAAAGCCCAGCAACGUUUCCGGAAUGUGUUUAGCAACUGUUCAUUUGAAGGAAACCAGAGCUUCCCGCGCCUGAGCCGCAAAGUGCGACCCAUUACCAUGGAAUUGGAGACACCUACCAAAGUCAAACAGGCUGUUGAUCUAGUCAGAGUUGAUGGACCAAAUGGACUUAGGUUCAACACAUCCCUUGCUACUGAUGUGGCCGGAUCCCCUGCCCCAUCUCAGACUGAACGCUUACAACAAACUAUAAACCCAAGCAAGGCUGUCUUUACUAUUGAACCUAAGACAUCAAAGAUUUUAAUAGUAAACAACAAGGCGUGCUCCUUGCUGGGUUACUCCUCAGGAGAGCUGUGUGGUCUUCGCUUCUCAGACCUGCUGCGCAACAGAAACUGCAAGACUUUCAGUCUGCCUGAGGACUGUGAUACUUCUGAGGAUGGGACUGUUGUCCUGCUAAGUGGAAAGGUUGUAGAACUAAUUUCAAAAGACGGUGGUUCAGUGCAAGUGUCAUUGUGGAUAAGACAACUGGAUAAUGAUGGUCCAUGCUUAGUUGUAGCUGAACCGGUGAAUUGUAAGAAUGUUGUGUUAACAGUAGAAGCAGACACGGGCACAGUGGUGUCGUGUGAGGGCGCGUCAGCCGCCGCGCUGUUCGGCGCGGAGUCGCGCGACAAGCUGCUGGGCGUGCCGCUGGCCACGCUCAUACCCAACGUGCGCCUACCCGCGUACGACGCGCCGGUGCCGAGGAAUAUGGCUAAGCAGAAACUUACAGGGAGAACUCUGGACGGUGGAUGUUUCCCGCUCUGUCUAUGGAUUUCGAAGCCGGAUACCACAGACUCUACGUUAUGGAACUCCGUCGUCAAGCCACACCGACCAGUGUUUGAAGUUAAUGUCAGGGUAACCUACAACGUCAGCGGACUUCUCGUAGUAGACGAAAGUGGUAUUAUAACAGCCUGCAACCACCACUUUGCCAUGUUAACGUUCGGCAAGCCACACUCAGAAGUCAUAGGCCAUCAUAUCGAGGAUGUCAUACAGAACUUCUGCCAAGAAGCCGAUAUUGUCAAGAUACCUGAACGGAAUAGGAAUAUGACGUUGUCGCCGGUCAAUAAUGAAAAUAAUGGGUCAGCAUCAGACACUGACGAAGACUCAUGCGGAGCAUUCAAUGGCAGCCAGAAAUCAGCUUGCAUGUCCCUCAACGUCCAUCCAUCCAUGCUGUCCACGACCCGAGAGAAGUCGUCCAGCGCCCUCUGUCUCGACAAGUCCUGCAGCAUGGUCACCCACACCCCUACCCCCACACAAGACAUGGUCUCCAGCAUCAGCACCACGGAACAACGAAACGACAUAUCAGCUUUACCUGACGUCACUUCAGGAAUGUCAGGAAUAUCCAUAGACGACGAAAAUUUUGGUCACAGCAGCAUAUCGAAGUCCCGUUCGGAAAAUAUACUGCGUUCCGAACAAAGCAAUCCUGCGAGACUAGUUCCUAAGCCUUCGGAGAAAUCUGAUUCUAUUUAUUACACUUCUCAACAUUCCCAGGAGGUAACCCCUACUGGGAAUGCCCCUAGAGUGAGACUCAACGAUCCUUCAUUAAGACUAUCAUUCGAUUCAAGUAAAUAUAGGUCUUUAAAAGCUAAUUUACCAGGAAAAGAUGAUAAAACUAGUCUGUCAUUAGACUUCUGUGAUUCUAAUGAGACGAGUGCAGAUUUUCUGACUCCUAUAAACGAGAUGCCGCCCCCUGGUUGUGAAAUUGAAGACUUGCCGAAACACAACGGCAAUGAAAGUGUCGAUAGUUUGAGUAAUGAUAACGAUUUGGAGACACAGACUGAAUCUGCGCCAAGGAAAUUGUAUUCAGAUGACGCACCCGAAACUCCGUGCGUAGCCAAACGUAUAGUUCGCACGCUAUUGAUGACGUCAACGCCGCAACACUCGCGCAGCAAGAUACCGGCGUGUGAGUGCGCUACUGACUGCCAGCACAAGGAUGGUACUUACCGGGGUGUGGUGAUGCAUAAAGACGGCACUCAUCUUAACGUGCUAUACACGGUAUCAAGCAUGCAGCUAGCUACCGGCAGUCGAGUCCGCUGUGUAUGGCUCGGCGUGCAGCUAGAAGAUGCCGCGCGACACACCACGCUGGCGUCCAGUGUUGCAUCUACUGCCGACAACUCGCUCGUGCUUGUUAGUAAUACUGUGGGUAACAAGUCAGCGGGCAGCCGACCUCAGUCCAUGUCGCUGGUGAGUCAGUGCGGCGACGAACAAGUCUCCGGAGAGUACAACAAACACUACGUUACGCUAAAACAGAUCGGCAAAGGCGCAUACGGUUGCGUGAAGAUGGCGUACCGUCGCUCAGACCGUCUGCUGACGGUCGCCAAGUUUAUCCUCAAGGAGAAGGUGGGCGCACAGUUCUGGGUGGACGCGGCCGACGGCACCCGCGUGCCGCUCGAGCUCAGCCUCCUGCUCACGCUCAAGCAUCCCAACAUUGUGAGCGUGGUCGACGUUUUCGAAAAUGAAAAGUAUUUCCAAAUGGUAAUGGAAAAACAUGGCGCGGGUAUGGAUUUGUUCGAAUUCAUCGAACGACGGCCGAGACUCGACGAACCAUUACUUAGUUAUAUAUUUAGACAGAUAGGACAAGCAGUCGAGUACCUCCAUUCCCUAAACAUCUUACACCGCGACAUAAAAGACGAGAACGUGAUCAUAGACAACAAGUUCCACGUCAAGCUCAUAGACUUCGGUUCGGCCACGUUUAUGAGCAAAGACACACUGUUCUCCACCUUCUACGGUACUACUGAGUAUUGCAGCCCUGAAGUUCUAGCGGGAAACAAGUAUGCAGGCCCUGAGCUAGAGAUGUGGUCAAUGGGGAUAACUCUGUAUGUGCUGACAUUCUUUGUUAACCCGUUUUCGGACAUUGAAGAUACGAUACAAGGGCCGCUUGCUUUCCCGCAGGUUGUUUCUGAAGAUUUGGAACAACUUCUCCGUUGGAUGCUGUGCAAAGAGCCUGCCAACAGAUGCACGAUCUCGCAGCUGAUGUCACACGCGUGGAUCCGACAGCCGGUCGCCAUCUCCAAUUAUGUGUUCCAUGAGAUUGUGGAUUGCGAUCGUCAUGAAGCGAAUCCUGAAAUGUACUACAGCGGCAGUCUCGGUUCACCGCGCAGUGGAUCACCCAUAUCAUUAGCAGAUCCAAUGGUUAAAGAGCGUUCAAAUCCUUCAGAAGUGGCGAUCCGUUCAGACGGCAAGAACGUGUCCCGCGACGAGCCCAAGCGCAACUCCAUCGCCGUGCUCGCGCUUACUACUGACAGAGACGCACAUUCCGACAACUACAGCCUACGCUCAUCUGCCGAUAUCUUGGACAUAUCAUCAAAACCCGUAUCGGAAGCUGCUCUAACGGACAUCAGUUCUGACGCCACCGGUCACGCGGCCUGUGACAUCGACUACGAUUGUGAUCAGUACGAAUGCGAUAGCUGGGACGAGUGCGAACAAGACAGCUUCUCCUAAACAACAUAAAAAUUCUACUAUGUUUGUUGAAAAAACUACCAAAAGGAUGGCAACUCGGGAAAGCUCCGCCCACUUAUGAAAAAUGCUCGAGUUGACUUGUGUACAUGGAAAUUACACCUAAAAGAAUUAUAGCUAAUACAGCAAUUAUUAUAGAUGAGACAACAAAGUGAUAGAAUGGAAUACUUGUUAAAAAAAAAUCUGGUGUAAUUUGUUUUGUCAUUGUUGCUUCAUCUAUGUAACACGCGAUCAGUGUCAAAAAGUGUGAGCUCAACGCUUUCAAUGUAAUAUUGGAAUCUUCGAUGUCUGAACGCUAUGUAAAAAAAAUAUGUAGCUAGAUGUUGCUAUAUAAUGAUUGAACAACUUGUAUGAACUCACCAAAGUUAGAAUAUGUUUUUGCUUGUCAAAAGGUGAGGAUGAAAAUCUCUGAAUUAAUUAAUGUGUAAUUUCCAUCCCUUGCCGUGUCUUUAUCGAUGUACGGUAAAAUUACUUGAUACUGUAUCGGUAAUAUAAUUAUUAUGAAAGUAUCAAAUGAUUAGGGUAAGUAUCCCUGUUUGAGUUAUUCCUUAGAAUUAUUAUCAGGUUGUAUGAGUGUACCUGUUCUUUUCAUCAUUAUAGUAUAAAAGAUCUGAACACUGAAAUAACACUAAUUUUGAAUCGACUUGAAAUCAUGUGCUAUUUUACUGUAAAUGAAAUACAGCUACGAAAAUAUGUCCAUUCAGAACUUAGUGAAGUUUCUGUUUUCAGACUUUAUUCCAAUUAGUUGUGCGUUAACAGUAUUAAGUUAGGCUUCUAAAUUAUACCUUUAUAUAUCAAAACGGGUAACAUUCAAUUCGAGUGAAAUGACCAAAUUUUAUAUAGUCGUAGAAUCGCUGUUAUUUAAAGUUUAAAGAACCUAUUUCUUAAAAUCAUAAUGAACCUACUUACAAAAGUCACCUAGUUUGAUUUUUGGGUGUAAAUUAGUGCUAAAUUCUUUAGUAUUUUAAAAAGUCGAAUAAAACUAAUUUAAUUGAUCUCAAUUACGUAAUUAAACGCUAGGAAUUGCAUAAUGUCACUUGUUUAUAUUUAAAGCACCCAUUGAUUGUAACACAGGAUCUUGCCACGAUUAAAA
Messenger RNA from Helicoverpa zea (corn earworm), 4914 nucleotides. RefSeq names its product PAS domain-containing serine/threonine-protein kinase (gene Pask). Lineage: Eukaryota; Metazoa; Arthropoda; Insecta; Lepidoptera; Noctuidae. Gene Ontology annotation, biological process: negative regulation of glycogen biosynthetic process; intracellular signal transduction; protein phosphorylation. The transcript has 22 exons. The record is from RefSeq and is a predicted model, not a curated record. Gene Ontology annotation, cellular component: cytosol; nucleus; cytoplasm. Bases 102 to 3806 code for a protein of 1234 amino acids. Gene Ontology annotation, molecular function: protein serine/threonine kinase activity; ATP binding.